CGAGCCGAGCCGAGCCGAGCCGAGCCGAGCCGAGCCGAGCCGAACCGAGCCGAGCCGAACCGAACCGAACCGAGCGCCGCACCGGAGCUGCCCAUGGCCGAGAGUUUUCAGAAGAAAGUGGCUGACUCGCCUGAUGUGAUCCUGAAGAAUGGGCUGAACAACAGAUACCGUGUGCUGGAGGUCAGCGUGAUACAGAGGAAUGGAAGUGACCCUGAGAAACACUUGACAAUUACAGCCUCCCCCUCACUGGAAGAUACAGAACUGUGCAUCCUUAGGAAUGGCUGGGAGUCUGUCCCCGUGGUUCCAGGGGACAUUGUUCAUUUGGAAGGGGAGUGCAGCUCUGGCACGUGGGUGAUCAAUGCCCAGAGUGGAUACCUGGUGCUGUACCCAGACCUGCUGCUCUCGGGCACCACCAUCUCCAGCAGCAUUCGCUGCAUGAGGAGGGCAGUGCUGAGUGAACGCUUCAGGGGCUCUGAGUUGGGCUCACCCCAAAUGCUCAUUGGGACAAUUCUUCAUGACAUCUUCCAGCAAGCAGUCACCAAUGACUUGACACAGGAAAAGGUGCAAGAACUAGCAAAUAAAAUUGUGUAUGGGCAAAAGUACCUCAAAGAAAUGUAUCUCUUAAAUCUGAAACAAGCACAAAUAAUGCAAGAAAUAGAAGAAUAUUUGCCAUCAUUUUUUAAGUGGGCAGAAGACUUCAUGCACAAUCCAGCAAACCAAAACAAAAUGCAACUAAAACUGUCAAAUGGUGGAAAAACAGAAGAGGUAUCUUCUAAGAUAGAGGUUGUAGAUAUCUUGGACAUUGAAGAGAAUAUCUGGUCUCCCAGGUUUGGGUUGAAGGGCAAGAUUGAUGUUACAGCCAGGGUGAAAAUCCAUUGCCAGUCUGGAGUCCAGUCUCGGGUGAUGCCUUUAGAGCUCAAGUCUGGCAAGGAAUCCAACUCCAUAGAGCACAGAAGUCAGGUUAUUCUGUACACAUUGCUGAGUUUAGAGCGGAGAGUGGAUCCUGAAGCUGGAUUUCUUCUUUAUCUAAAAACUGGUACAAUGUAUCCUGUCGCUGGAGCUCGCAUGGACCGGAGAGAAUUAAUGAAGUUGAGAAAUCAUGUGGCUUUCUACUUAACACACAGUACCUAUAAAUCUGAUGUGGGAAGGCAGAAUUCCCAGCUUGCUGCUUUGCCUCCUGUGAUUGAUGACAGUCAAACAUGUAAAUAUUGUUCCCAAAUGCACAACUGCUUUCUAUACAGCAGAGCUGUGGAGCAGAAGAUGGCCAGUGUGGCAUUUCCUCCUGCUUUGGUGCCUGUCAUUGACAGAGAGACCCAGCACCUGAAAGCCUCCCACUUGGAGUAUUUCAGCCUCUGGUAUCUGAUGUUAACCUUGGAGCUGCAAAGUGGAGAGCAUAAAAAGGGAUAUAAAAAUAUAUGGAUGACACCUUCUUUGGAAAGAGAGAAGGCUGGAGAUUGUGUUGGAAACAUGAUCAGAGUUGAUGAAGUCCAUGAAGUUUCUGAGGGACAGUAUCUCCAUUUUUUCCAGCGUAGAAAUGGUGCCAUACCUGGGACAAACCUGUUGGCUGGUGAUCGAGUGGUUGUGAGUGGAGAGGAAAAGGGUUUGCUUGGUUUGGCUACUGGCUAUGUUAGAGAAGUCAGUGGAACCAAAGUCUCCUGUUUGUUGGGCAGGAAUUUGUCAAACCUCCCCAAGAACACUGUAUUUAGGUUGGAUCAUGAUGAAGGAGAUGUUGGUACAGGAGUCCCUUUUAAAAAUCUUUCUAAAUUGAUGAAAGAUUGCCCAGUCAGUGAAAGGCUCCGCUACUUGAUCAUUGACUUCCAGAAACCAGGAUUUAUUCAGCACUUGAGCUCUGUCCUUCCUCCUGAAGCAAAGGAAACUGUUGCAAAUAUUUUAAAGGGUCUAAAUAAGCCUCAGAAACAGGCAAUGAAACAAGUGCUGCUUUCAAAAGACUACACACUUAUUGUGGGUAUGCCUGGAACAGGAAAAACGACUACAAUAUGUGCUCUAGUGAGAAUUCUUUCUGCUUGUGGCUUCAGUGUCCUUCUGACCAGUUUUACACACACAGCUGUGGACAAUGUCCUGCUGAAGUUGGCCAAAUUCAAAGUUGGUUUCUUGCGCUUGGGACGAGCUCAGAAGGUUCACCCAGAUAUUCAGAAAUAUACAGAAGAAGAAAUCUGCAGGUCCAGAUCAAUUAAGUCUGUAACAGAUUUGGAAGAGGUCUAUAAUAGUCAGCCAGUGGUAGCAACGUCUUGCAUGGGAGUAAAUCACCCCAUCUUUGCUCAGAAGCAAUUUGACUUCUGUAUUGUUGAUGAGGCUUCCCAAAUCAGCCAGCUCAUCUGCCUGGGCCCACUGUUCUGCUCCAAAAGGUUUGUGCUGGUGGGGGAUCAUCAGCAGCUGCCUCCACUUGUGCUGAAUGCAGAAGCAAGAGAUCUUGGCAUGAGUGAAAGCUUAUUUAAAAGGCUGGAACAAAACCAAAAUGCUGUUGUCCAAUUAACUGUGCAAUACAGAAUGAAUAGUAAGAUUAUGUCAUUGAGUAAUAUGCUGGUAUAUGAAGGCAAACUGGAGUGUGGCUCAGAGAAGGUGUCAAAUGCCACUGUUAACUUGCCCAACCUAAAGAAAUUGAAACUGGACCUUGGGGAUGCUUCAAAGACAUGGUUGAAAGAAGUCCUUGAUCCAGACACACCUGUGUGUUUUCUGAACACAGAGAAGGUCCCAGCACCAGAACAUGCAGAAAAAGGUGGCAUAAGCAAUGUGACAGAAGCUAAAAUAGUGCUUUUCCUCACAUCCUUAUUUAUUAAGGCUGGCUGUAAGCCCUCAGACAUUGGCAUCAUAUCACCCUACAGACAUCAGUUAAAAACAAUCACUGACUUGAUGGCAAAAUGGAAGGAGAGCAGAGUGGAAGUGAACACAGUUGACAAGUAUCAAGGAAGAGACAAAAGUAUCAUAAUUGUGUCUUUUGUUAGGAACAGUACUGAUGAAAAUCUUGGCAGCCUGCUGAAGGACUGGCGCCGCCUGAAUGUUGCUAUCACCAGAGCCAAGCACAAGCUGGUCAUGGUGGGCUGUGUUCCCUCCCUGUGCUGCUAUCCUCCCCUGGAGAAGCUCCUCUGCCAUUUGCAGUCCCAGGCAAUGAUAUCCUUUUUCUUCAUGCUGCUUUGGGAAAGGGGAAAGCUGGGAUUGACUCACUGAGAUUUGAGGUGAGAAUGGGAAGAUCUUCAAUGAUUUAGGUUUUACCUUUAACAGUGAUUGGCAGCACAGCACAAAAUGUGCUGAUCACAUUUGCCAGAAGUGUACUUGAGAUCAAGCUAGUGGAUGGGUUUAGAACCUUCUCUGUCUUGAACAGCAGAAAAAGUCAAUGCUGACUUGCAAAACUGGACAUAAUUUUUUUAUUUCAAGGCCUGAAUUUUUAAUUUUUAGUGCUUUUGCAUUUUUUCCUGUGAUCAUUAUGAGUUUCUUGGCAUCUAAACAUCAGUGUGAUUGCUUUCUUCCACUCAACACAUCUGCUUCAUGAAUAAUCUUGGUGGAAAGGAAAACAGUGUCACUUUCAGAUGACUUGGUAAUUUUUUCUUUCUCCCUGGCAUUGUACUGAAUAAGCUUUAGCUAUUGCUGUUUCCUAAACAGGAAAGAACCUUGUUAGCUGCUUUCUUUGCCAACACCCAUGCAUAUUCAAACAGGUUUUGUGAAAGCCAAGUGUUGUUAAAAUGCUUCCUUAACUUGCUACAUCUUGAAUCUUCCAGCCGGGGCUCAUGAAAGUAUCCACAAGUGUAACAUCUUAUGAGUGGGAAGAUGGAAAGUUUUACAGGACUUCGUAUCUUCUCUUCUGCUGCUGUUGAAUGCCAAUAGCUUGGUAAUUGGAGUGUCAGUGCUGAUGUGCACUCUUCAGCCUGGAGGCAGCCAAAACAGGAAGCAUUCAAUUAUUUGGAAGUUUCCUUUCAAUAGAAUAACAGACAUUUCUUGAAAAAGCUGAUGGUUACAGAACUAAAGCACCCAGCUUACUUGUGGCAAACCAGAAAUAUGAAGCACUCUGUUCCUUCCACUGCUGGAUAUUGCUAUAUUCUCUUUUGCCCUGAUGAACAGUUACCUGCAGAAGUGACUGGGGAAGCACUUGAAGAGGAAGGGAGUGUAAACCAGUGUUGUAGGGAGUCAGUUUUCUGGACCCAAUGUGGUUUUAAAAACUUGAAAAUGUAGUUUACAUACAAUAAUUCCAUUUGUUAGAAUUCUUAAUUAGGGUGCUGUGUUGUGCUGUUUGGAAAAAAAGAAUAGAAAAAUCUUCUUCCUCUUCUUCAAAACCUCACAUUGUCCUUUCAAGUCUACUCCUGCUUUUAAAAAUGCUGAAGUCUUUUAUAUUUAUAUGCAUAAUGUAAUUAAUCUCUCAUGUGAAGAUCCCUUGAUGACAUUUCUAAUCUCCUGAUUUUGCAUACCUCAGGGAGAAAUGUGAAUGCUGAUUCACUUAAUCCCCUGUUAUUAACUUAUGUGUUCAGCAGAUCAAUCUGAAGUGAAAUGCUUCAUAGUAGAACUCUUGUUUUCAGUUUAUCUGAUCUGUAGCCUUCAAAACAAAAAGGAAACAAAGCUAGACAUGCAGCUCGCUGACAAAGAAGCUUACAUGCUCAGGUUGUAUUUUUUUAAAGAUGAUGGCAUAUAAACAACAGAAAACACCUUUUACUUGAGGAUCUCUCAAGUAAAGUUUCUUUAUGCUACCUCAUAUUCUACACCAAAGAGGCUGAGAAGUUUCUUUCCAAGGCUGCUUGUGGAAACAUCAAUUUUUUUGAUUCUUCAGAAUCAUUAGCAUUUGUUUUCUCAUGGAUCAAUGUCAAGUAGCUGUGUGCCUACAGUUGCAGACAAACUUGUUAAAUGUGGGCAUUUUUACUCUUUUAAACUGCUCCCUAACGUUUUGUAAUGUUUGAACUAAUAAAAGUUUGCUGUUGGUUUCAUUCAAA
Molecule: messenger RNA, 4934 nt
Organism: Haemorhous mexicanus (house finch)
Lineage: Eukaryota; Metazoa; Chordata; Aves; Passeriformes; Fringillidae
Gene: DNA2
Product: DNA replication helicase/nuclease 2
Exons: 20
Coding region: 94-3186 (1030 amino acids)
Biological process (GO): replication fork reversal
Cellular component (GO): cytoplasm
Molecular function (GO): 5'-flap endonuclease activity; single-stranded DNA helicase activity
Source: RefSeq, a predicted model, not a curated record